CACAUCACUCAUUUUUGCCCUUCUGUUUCUGUUUUCUCUCUCAGUGCCUGCAAGGACUGGAUUUUCUUCAUGCAAACAAUGUGAUCCAUCGAGACGUGAAGAGUGACAACAUCCUUCUCAGAACGGACGGUUCUGUCAAACUGGCUGAUUUUGGCCUCGCUACUCAGCUCAGCCCUGAGCAGAGCAGACGGUGCUCGGUAACCGGGACUCCUUGGUGGAUGGCGCCUGAAGUGGUGACAGGUCAACCAUAUGGCCCCAAAGUGGACAUAUGGUCUUUUGGAAUUGUGGGAAUUGAAAUGAUAGAACAAGAACCUCCUUACUUGGGCGAAAGUUCUGGCACGGCUACAUACCUGAUAGCCACAGUAGGGACUCCACAGCUGCGGCAGCCCAAGCUCCUCUCGGCUUUGCUGCGUGACUUCCUGAGCUGCUGCCUGCAGACAGACAAGGAGCAGCGCUGGUCUGCCAAGGAGCUCCUGCAGCAUCCAUUUGUAACUUCAGCCAAGCCACCAUUCAUCCUGGCACAAGUCAUCAACUCAGUGAAGAAGACGAAUAACCCUAACCCUAAACUCUAAACCUAAAACC
Molecule: messenger RNA, 582 nt
Organism: Melospiza melodia melodia
Lineage: Eukaryota; Metazoa; Chordata; Aves; Passeriformes; Passerellidae
Product: serine/threonine-protein kinase PAK 1-like
Exons: 4
Coding region: 219-572 (117 amino acids)
Biological process (GO): regulation of MAPK cascade; protein phosphorylation; intracellular signal transduction
Cellular component (GO): cytoplasm
Molecular function (GO): ATP binding; protein serine/threonine kinase activity
Source: RefSeq, a predicted model, not a curated record